Molecule: messenger RNA, 2220 nt
Organism: Sitodiplosis mosellana (orange wheat blossom midge)
Lineage: Eukaryota; Metazoa; Arthropoda; Insecta; Diptera; Cecidomyiidae
Exons: 4
Coding region: 1-2220 (739 amino acids)
Source: RefSeq, a predicted model, not a curated record
AUGCCAGAACAUCAUGACAAUAUCAUCCAAUUCAAGAAUUGGCAGAAUCAGCUUGAAUGCCCAUUCAUCAUAUAUGCGGAUGUGGAAGCGCUAUUGAAAGUACCUGAAGUGCAAGUUUUCAAAGGCAAAAAGCGUGAAAUUGCGGCUUAUCAGGAGCAUGAAGUUUAUAGCGUCGGGUAUUAUUUUAAAUGUUCUUUUGACGAGUCGAAAUCAUUUUAUGCGAGUAAACGUGGUCCCAACUGCAUCGAUUGGUUUGUAGACCAGAUGAAAACUGCUGCUGAGUUUGCCGCCAAACAUCUCAAUAAUAUAAUUCCAUUGAAUAUGACGGCUGAACAGGAACAACGUUUUCAAAAUGCGCAAACUUGUCACAUUUGUGAAAAACAAUUUGAUUCCGAUUCCAUAAAAGUGAGGGAUCAUUCCCAUUUGACGGGGGAAUUUCGCGGUGCUGCACACCAAGAUUGUAAUUUGAAUUACGUGGAAAAUCGUGCUAUUCCGGUAGUUUUUCACAAUUUGACUGGCUAUGAUUCGCAUUUUCUGCUACGCAAACUAGCCAAUGGUUUUGCGGGUGAUAUGCAGAUUAUACCAAUCAACACGGAAAGCUGGGAAAAACUAAAUGACACAUCGCUGCCGUCCAAAGAGGCUUUCCAUAGUACAUUGACCGACAGUCCGAUUACUGAUAAAGAUUACGAUUUCGCGAAAGAGGUGUGGGAUAAAUUUAAUAUAAAAGACUUAGGUGAAUAUUCCGACCUCUACUUAAAGACUGAUGUGCUGUUAUUGGCUGAUGUGUUUGAAAAUUUCCGUAAAACAUGCCAUACAAUUUAUAAAUUGGAUCCAGCGAACUACUAUACAGCUCCUGGACUUUCUUUCGACGCCAUGUUGCGAUAUACAAAUGUCCAACUUGAACUCUUUACAGACAUCGAUAUGCUCAUGUUCGUUGAGCGUGGAAUUCGUGGUGGCAUAAGCCAAUGUAGUACGCGUUACAUUCAAGCAAAUAAUAAAUUCAUGGAUAAUUAUAAUGAAAAUAAAGAGAGCAGCUACAUCAUGUAUCUCGACGCCAAUAACUUAUAUGGCCAUUCGAUGAUGCAGCAUUUACCACAUAAUAAUUUUCAAUGGUCUGACGCUAAAUUUGAUCGAGAGACAAUUCUGAAUCUUAAAGAUGAUGAUGAUAUUGGCUAUGUUUUCGAAGCAAAAAAAGGUGUAAAGAAAUUGCUCUUGACACUUUACGAUAAAAAAAAUUAUGUGAUCCACUACAGAAUGCUGAAAUUGGCUCUUCAGCAUGGAUUAGUUUUGAAGAAAGUGCAUCGCGCCCUGCAGUUCAACCAAACAGCAUGGCUCAAGCCCUACAUUCAGCUGAACACGGAAAUGAGAACGCGAGCUACUAAUGAUUUUGAAAAAAAUUUCUUCAAACUUCUCUGCAAUGCUAUUUUUGGGAAAACCAUGGAAAAUCUGAGAUCUCGCGUUGAUAUAAAACUGAAGUCGCGGUGGGGUGGAAGAUGUGGAGCACGUAUGCUCAUAGCGAAACCGAAUUUCAAGCGACGUACAAUUUUUGAUGAAGAUUUGGUCGCCGUCGAGCUGAAAAAAACGAGUUUGUUAAUGAAUAAGCCGAUUGUGGUGGGUCUCGCGAUAUUGGACGUAUCCAAAGUCGUUAUGUAUGACUUUCACUAUAACUUUAUGAAGCCUAAAUACGGCGAUAACGUGGAAUUGGCCUACACCGACACUGACUCAUUCAUAUAUAAAAUCCGCUGCGAGCACUUUUAUGAUGAUAUGAAACAACAUUUAGACAAAUUCGACACCAGCGAUUACAAAGAGAAUAAUCCAUACAACAUGCCCCGCGUGAACAAGAAGAAGCCUGGUCUAUUUAAGGACGAGUUGAAUGGCGAAAUUAUAGAGAAAAAGAUAGGUCUACGUAGCAAAAUGUAUUGUGUUCGAACGAAGAAAGACAAAAUGAAAAAAGCAAAGGGAGUAAAAAAAUAUAUCAUAAGUAAAGAGAUUAAAUUUAAGCAUUAUUAUGAAUGUUUGAUUAAAAAUUGUGCUAUUAUCAAAAAACAAAAUUCAUUCCGCACUAUGUUGCAUAAGAUGUAUAGCAUUACACAGGAGAAGGUAGCUCUUAGUCAUAAUGACGAUAAGAGAUAUGUUCUGCCUGAUAACGUUGAAACUCUCGCAUGGGGGCAUUAUAGAAUAAGUGAAUUAAAUUCGAUUGAUAAGAUCAUUUUAAAAUGA